AUUGCCGAUCCUUCCAUCGUCGUCUCUGACAUACAACGAGGAAAAAAUGGUGGUCUCGAAGCAAAACUAUGAGGAUUUGCGUAAGCAAAGGUUGGAGGAGAACAAGAGAAGGAUGGAAGAACUGCAUCUUCCUCAGCUCUCUCAAGCUCUGAAAACCGCUCACUCCCCAAAGCCUUCUCCGAUGAAGCGUACAAAACCUCGUGUGAUUGGGACAGAAAUGGUGGAGGUGAGGAGAUCAAGUCGUGUUGCAAACAAGCCUGCCCCUGUUUACAAGGAAAUCGUGGUUUAUGAGCGAGUUGACUUACCAAGGAGUAGUAGAAGGUAUACCUAUUCGCGGAGGGACCUGGCAAACCGGGUUUAUGCAUCUGAUGAAGCUAGGGAGUAUGCUAUAAACAAAGCCGAUGAACUUGAAGCUAUGCUUGAAGGUGGUCAUCCUUCAUUUGUCAAGCCCAUGCUUCAGUCACAUGUGACCGGCGGAUUUUGGCUGGGUCUCCCAGGUCAUUUCUGCAGGAAAAACCUACCAAAGAAAGAUGGAACUGUCACCUUGAUAGAUGAAGAAGGUGAAGAGUUCCCAACGGUCUACUUGGCUCACAAAGCUGGUCUUAGCGGUGGAUGGAGAGGGUUUUCCAUAUCUCAUGGAUUAGUUGAUGGAGAUGCACUCGUUUUCCAGCAAACAAAACCGACUGUUUUUAAGGUAUAUAUUAUAAGAUGCAAAGAUUAUCAAGAGGGUGAAAAAAAUGAUGUUUCGGAUGCUUAAUUAAGUGCACAAAUUAACAUAGGUUUCGGUAUUAUUUAGUUGGAUGAAAUUGAGCAUGAUUUUGGAGAUAUGCGAUCGAGUUCUGUUCGGCUUCUUGUAUGUAAAGUCUAGGACUGCCCAAGGUUCAAUUUCUUUUGUAAUGUAUGAAAUCUGAAACCAUAGUAGUAGCUUUGUGUUGUCAUAUCUCAACCACAUAUGAUAUUCAUUUUCCCAUAGCAAUGACAUGUUGAUUGUCCUUUGUUCCUUUUCC
Molecule: messenger RNA, 1007 nt
Organism: Cynara cardunculus var. scolymus (artichoke)
Lineage: Eukaryota; Viridiplantae; Streptophyta; Magnoliopsida; Asterales; Asteraceae
Product: B3 domain-containing protein Os06g0194400-like
Exons: 7
Coding region: 47-757 (236 amino acids)
Molecular function (GO): DNA binding
Source: RefSeq, a predicted model, not a curated record